Messenger RNA from Diaporthe batatas, 4770 nucleotides. RefSeq lists its product as uncharacterized. The coding region runs from base 504 to 4586 and encodes 1360 amino acids. Lineage: Eukaryota; Fungi; Ascomycota; Sordariomycetes; Diaporthales; Diaporthaceae. Gene Ontology annotation, molecular function: lipid binding. The transcript is spliced from 2 exons. The record is from RefSeq and is a predicted model, not a curated record.
AGAGGCCCCUUUAGCCAUGCCCCACCAAUUGCAGCGAGUUGCACGGCCUGGGCUUUGAUUGACUGUACCGCAGUACACAUCCGCAUUGGAGAUGUGACCCCAGCGGGUUCUGGUUUCACGCACGCGGGUAUGACCUCAUCUCACUGCUCCACCCAGCCUCCCGGCCCGAUCGAUACUGACAGGGACGGACGGGACGCGGGAGGACCAUAUGACGACUGUUUGUUCCCCUUGUGGGCAGUAGGUAAAUAUGGCACACCCGCACCCAGGCCACUUAUUAUUCGUAGCUGGACUCGAGACGAUUCGACCCAUCAACUGCCAGACUGCACACUAGUGUUUUAAUUCCCUAGUUGCAUGCUUGCCGUUCGACCUCCUCCUUCAGGCCGGACCAGGGCUUCGACUUAAACAAAGUUCGUUUGCUGCGUCUACUGCGUCUACUGCGUCUACUGCCCCUGCUGCACAUUUGUGUCAACCCGCACCCUUGCAGCUCUGGACGACUCGCCAGCAUGGCUGAACAGCCACAGGACUUCGACGAGCAGCAGUCACGGAGAUCGCACGUGGGGCCUCACUCAGGCGGCCACCCCAUUCCUACCAUCCAGGGCUACAGACAGCACAGGAAGGACCUAAACGACCGGCAACAGCAGACAGAGGCAGCACAGGAGGGUCCCGAGGACGAGUCCAAGCCAAAGAGGGCAUUCGAGUCUGUCAAGACCAUCUUCAAGGGCGAGGAUGAUCGCGCAGGGAGCCAUGAGCCUUACUCUGCCACAAAUCGCCAUUAUGUCGUGCCCCCAGGCCAGGAUCACCAGGGCCAGCUGUCCCAGUUGCAAGAGCAGGAGCAGGAACGCGGGAUCGAGCAGGGACAGCGACACGAGCAGCCACCACGUGACGACCAAGGUGUAGAUACCAGUCAGUCUGACGAGACGAACGAGCAAGACGGCCACCAGUCACAGGCUCCACAGCAGCAGCAACAGCAGCAGUCACAAAGGAGGACUGGAGGUGGAGGAGAUUCACAAGAAAAGACCGCCACCGAGCAGGUAGCCAGCUCUGCAGACCCCAAGGAGAAGCGAAAGGCUAUGAAGAAGAGCAAACGCCAGACCGGAGGCCGCGAGGUGACUGAUCCAGUCACCCAUCUACCCAUCAUCAUCCACGACCAGACUGACAAGGACCUGAAGUCUGUGCCCGAGAACGAACCCGAGCCAGGCGAGCACCACACCACCGCCACGGGCCCACAGGGAGCCUCCAAGACGGACGAGGAGCUCCAAAAGGAACGUGAUAUGGUUCAGAGGGGCCACAACGGUAUCCAGAAGCUCUUCCCGCCGCCCAAGUUCGCCGACCUCAAGGAAGAGCUGGCCUCGGCAUACCAGUCCACCCUAAGGGCGGGCCUUUCGGUCAUCGGCGUCGCCGCAGCUCUCCCGUUCCUGGCAUCAUCACUUCAGGGCCAUCUGAUGCCGCACUGGUCGACGCUGCUCACCGUGCUGGGUUUUCUCUCCGUCACCCUCGGCACAGCCUGGGGCAUGGGCGAGUGGAUCUCCAAGAAGGUUGAUGAGAUUGUUGAUGACGAGACGUGGGAUGCCUCGAGGAGGGAGGAGGAGGCCAUGGUUGACUCCGACGCGGAGCUCCCAGAGUCGGUGCAGUGGCUUAAUAGUUUUGUGGCUUCGAUAUGGCCGCUCGUGAAUCCGGAUUUGUUCUCCUCCUUGAUCGAUAUGGUGGAAGACAUUAUGCAGGCAUCUCUUCCAAAGGUCGUCAAGAUGGUCUCUGUCGAUGACAUGGGCCAAGGCAACCAGUCUCUGCGGAUCUUGGGAAUCCGCUGGCUACCUUCUGGUGCAGCGAGCCGCACUGUCGGGCCCAAUGGGAAGCUUGAAAAGGUCGAAAAGAACAAGACGAGCGACCGCACAGACCCGGAGGCUGGCCAAGAAAACGCCCGUGACGAGACAUUUAAUCAGAAAAAGGACGGCGAUGAUGAUAGUAACAAGACCAAGGAGGAGGAACAGUCCGAGGCUGCGAUGCGCGAGGGAAUGGAGGCCGAGGAAGGCGACUUUAUCAACCUGGAGCUUGCAGUCGCCUACCGUAGCCGGGCCACUGGCAAGUCUAUCAGGGCGAAGGCCAAGAACGCACAUCUAUUCUUGAAAUUCUAUUCGGUUGGAGGUAUCGCACUUCCGGUCUGGGUCGAGGUUAGGGGCUUCAUUGCAACUCUUCGCCUGCGACUACAACUCACCCCCGAUCCGCCCUUUGUCAGCCUUUGUACCCUGACCUUCUUGGGGCAACCCAAGGCAUCCUUGUCAUGCGUUCCUCUGUCGAAGCAUGGGCUCAAUUUGAUGGACGUACCGAUGUUGUCAUCUUUCGUCCAGUCUGCCAUCGAUGCCGCUCUAGCUGAAUAUGUUGCGCCUAAGAGCCUGACCCUGAACCUCAAGGACAUGCUUGUGGGCGAGGACUUCAAGAAGAAUACCACCAGCCACGGCGUUGUAUUCAUCUUGAUCAAGCGAGCUCGUGGGUUCAAGCAGGGUGACGGUGGAAUUGGAUCCUCGGGGGGCUCAAGUGACGCCUAUGUCACCGUAGGCUGGGGUAAAUUCGGCAAGACGGUGGCUUCAACACGAAUUAUUGAGAGCACGCAAGAGCCCGACUGGCACGAAUACGCGAACAUAUUGGUGUCGUCAGAGGAGCUGAAUGCUGAGGAGAAGCUGCGAUUGACGCUCUGGGAUUCGGAUAAACAUACUGCAGACGACGACCUUGGCCGGGUCGAGGUCGACCUCAAGAAGUUGAUGAACGCCCGCGAGAGCUAUAAUCAGAUGCAGGACCGAGAGGACCGAUUCACAGGCCAAGAUCCCGACGAGAAAAUGCCCGGCACGCUGCAGUGGUCUGUCGGGUAUUUCUCCAAGGUCAGGAUUCUGCAGCAGCAGCUCGAACAGCAAACUGUUCUCGAGAACAUCCGCAGCCAGGAGCAGCUCAAGGAGCAUGUCUCUGAGGAGUCUGCCAACAAGCUCAGGGAGGCCGGAAAGGCACCGGAUGAUGAGGAGCUCCAUCAGCAGCGUGUCCAGGACUAUGCUGAGCUCGAGGAUAACAUGAUAAUUUCUGCGCCGCCACCGCAGGAGUUCCCCUCUGGUAUCCUGAGCGUGCAGGUCCACAACAUCACUGGCUUGGAGGUCCAAAAGCUGCGUAAGCGGGACAGCAAAAACGGCGAUUCAGAUAUCGAAGAAGAAACGGAGACGGGUGACGAUAUGCCCGAUAGCUACUGCAACAUUAUCUUGAACCACAAGAAGAUCUACCGGACCCGCACGAAGCCGAAGAACUCUAAGCCGUUCUUCAACGCCGGCACAGAGAGGUUUGUUCGAGACUGGCGAACCUGUGAGGUCAUCGUUGCGGUUCGUGAUGCCCGCGCACGCGAAGAUGACCCCCUUAUCGGCAUAGUAUACCUGCCGAUUGGAAAGGUUCUCAAGAACAGGAGUCAAUUGAUGUCAAUGUUCCCCUUGGUCGGCGGUAUUGGCUUCGGACGAGCUCGUAUCUCGAUUGUCUGGCGAAGUGUCGAGCUGAAGCUUCCCCCGACUCUGCUGGGCUGGGACUACGGAACAGUUGAGAUCCGAGGACCGGUGCGGGCCAAGGGACAGCUUCCAGAGAAAUUCACCAAGAGCCGGAUAAAGAUCCGUAGCGAUCUUGGCAGGAUAAAGAUGUACCCGAACGACAACCAGGGAGAAUGGCUUCUGAAAGGAAGGGACAGCAGAAACCAGAGUGCAUUCCUACCUGUGCGGAAGCGUUACAGCUCCUCGCUUGUUCUCGAAUUCCGCGAGUCGACGCUCGGGCCGGACAAGUCACCUGCUUUCGCAGUCAUGUGGCUGCGUGACCUUGUUGACGAGGAGAGCGAGACAAAGGUGCUGAAGGUAUGGAAAGGCGGCAAGGGCCAGAUAGCCAGGGCCCAGUCGAAUUGUGACUAUAACGGUAUCGAGGAAGGUGAGCAGCCGCUUGGUGAGGUAGAGAUGGAGCUCAAGUUCUGGCGAGGGCUCUCCGGGUAUCACAAGCGGUUCGCCGCGUCAUCGAGGAGAGGAAACAUGAAGCAGGUGAUGGAAUGCCUGGAUACCAUAACAGACGAGAGCCUAAUCAGAGACGAGGACGAAGUGGAAGAUGACGAAGAUGAUUACUCGAGCUCGGAAAACUCCCGCAGCAGCGAGGACAAGGCGGCCAAGAAGAGACUGAAGGUCCACACGAACGACGACUCCUCGGCGGCCGAGGACACAGGCUCGGACACAGACGGUGAGGGGAACAAGCAGAGGACCAACUCUGACUUCUCGCUGGGCAAAGUGCGCAAGACGCCCAAGAAGAUCCUGCGCAACCCGGUCGAGGGCGUGACCUCAACAGCGGCGGCGAUCAUCGCUCCUGGCCACAACGACCCUGACGACGGCUCCCGCGGCCUGCGUAACCAGCUGCGAGACUACAAGGACCACCACAAGCAGCUGCACCGCAAGCACCGUGGCAUCAUGCAGUGGCGUGUGGCCAGGGAGGCAGACCACCUCGGCAGCAAGCUUAGCGACCUCAAGGGGAACGUCAGUGGGCUUUUCAAGCAUAGCGAGAAGGGCGAGGGGGUUGAAACAGAGGUGUGAAAUCGAGACUGCACGACUUCGCUCAAGGGAUGUAGAGUCAACAAUGAUGAGAAGAUAUAUGGUGGGCUCGGGAUACAAGACGCGGAUAGGGCGGACACUGGAGAGGUGAUUGAUUAUGAAGCGGGAAUAACAAGCGCAAAUGGUUGCAGCUACAUAGUCCUAGAAUGGACGGCUGGUCGGAAAA